Messenger RNA from Aspergillus pseudotamarii, 665 nucleotides. Its product is annotated as aegerolysin family protein. Gene Ontology annotation, biological process: symbiont-mediated hemolysis of host erythrocyte. Bases 95 to 532 code for a protein of 145 amino acids. NCBI's taxonomy places the organism in Eukaryota, Fungi, Ascomycota, Eurotiomycetes, Eurotiales, Aspergillaceae. The transcript is spliced from 2 exons. The record is from RefSeq and is a predicted model, not a curated record.
UCCACACGUUAAAUCUCUGGACAUUAUACUCUGGAUUGUCUCUCCCGCAGACUCGGAAACUUCAUCCAUUAUAUCAAAAUCACAGCUUCCAGCCAUGGCCGAGAGAGCAGAAGCCCAAUGGGUCCACAUCCGAGUCGUCAACUCCUUGUCCUUCGACACCCUAAGUGUCAGAAACACCUGGCUUGGCUGGGGCAAAUUCCACAAGGAAAACAACAAGAGCGCAGAGAUCCCGGUCUCAGACAUCAACGCUCUCAGGGCAGCUCCCGGCGGUUCAUUUAACGUCUUCGCAUGUGGCAGAGCACACUCGCCGUCUGGCACGGAGGGAAGUUUCGAUGUGUACAAUGGGGAUGUCCGAGUCGCCAAUGUCUACUGGGACUGUCCUUGGGGCUCGAAGCGCAACCAGUUCCGCGUGGAGAGGUUUGCCGACAAUUACUGGGUGGAAACGGGGUAUUGGAAUCAGUCGGGCGGCGCUAUUGGUAGUGUUGCGGUUGAGAUUGGGAGGAGGGACCGUGCGAUCCGAUCGAGUCUUUAGAUGGGGUGAAGGCGAGAAGAAGUAUUUCAUUGUUCCUUCGUAUCUUGCCGUUUCAGAAGUGGUGGGGGUUGUCAGUUAUGUGUAGGUAUGGAACUUGACGGAUUUGUGUAGUGAGUGGUAUAUGAUAUUGAUG